This is a messenger RNA of Phacochoerus africanus (Common warthog), 1978 nucleotides long. RefSeq names its product PDZ and LIM domain 3 (gene PDLIM3). Gene Ontology annotation, molecular function: actin binding; muscle alpha-actinin binding. The transcript has 8 exons. Bases 116 to 1213 code for a protein of 365 amino acids. The record is from RefSeq and is a predicted model, not a curated record. Gene Ontology annotation, biological process: heart development; actin cytoskeleton organization; muscle structure development. Gene Ontology annotation, cellular component: Z disc; filamentous actin; adherens junction. NCBI's taxonomy places the organism in Eukaryota, Metazoa, Chordata, Mammalia, Artiodactyla, Suidae.
GAGCAGGGAUAAAGCUCCUGGGCCGCGGUCCCGCGAGGACACUGCCCCGGCAUCAGAGUGGGCUUUCCCGCCCCGGGACACUCGCUGCACCCCCGCCUGAGGAAGCCCGUGCACCAUGCCCCAAAACGUGAUCCUGCCGGGCCCUGCGCCCUGGGGCUUCAGACUCUCGGGGGGCAUAGACUUCAACCAGCCCUUGAUCAUCACCAGGAUCACUCCAGGAAGCAAGGCAGCAGCUGCCAACCUGUGUCCUGGAGAUGUCAUCCUGGCCAUUGAUGGCUAUGGGACGGAGUCCAUGACUCAUGCUGAUGCACAGGACAGGAUUAAAGCAGCAGCACACCAGCUGUGUCUCAAAAUUGACAGGGCGGAAACUCGCUUAUGGUCUCCCCAGGUAACUGAAGAUGGGAAGGCUCAUCCUUUCAAAAUCAACUUAGAAUCAGAACCACAGGAUGUGAACUACUUUGAACACAAGCACAAUAUUCGGCCCAAACCUUUCAUAAUCCCAGGCCGAAGCAGUGGAUGCAGUACUCCGUCCGGUAUUGACGGUGGCAGUGGACGUAGCACCCCUUCUUCUGUCAGUACUCUUAGUACUAUUUGCCCAGGUGACUUGAAAGUUGCUGCUAAGAUGGCCCCUAACAUUCCUUUGGAAAUGGAACUUCCUGGUGUGAAGAUUGUACAUGCUCAGUUUAAUACACCUAUGCAGUUGUACUCAGAUGACAAUAUUAUGGAAACACUUCAGGGUCAGGUUUCAACAGCUCUAGGGGAAACACCCUCAAUGAGUGAACCCACCACUGCCUCCGUGCCCCCACAAUCAGAUGUGUACCGGAUGCUCCAUGACAACCGGAAUGAACCUACUCAGCCUCGCCAGUCAGGCUCCUUCAGAGUGCUCCAGGAACUAGUUAACGAUGGCCCUGAUGACCGUCCUGCUGGAACUCGGAGUGUGAGAGCUCCAGUUACAAAAAUCCAUGGUGGUGCUGGCGGCACUCAGAAGAUGCCACUCUGUGACAAAUGUGGGAGUGGCAUUGUCGGUGCAGUCGUGAAGGCGCGGGACAAGUACCGACAUCCAGAGUGCUUCGUGUGUGCUGACUGCAACCUUAACCUCAAACAAAAGGGCUACUUCUUCGUGGAGGGGGAGCUGUACUGCGAAACUCACGCCCGAGCCCGCAUGAGGCCCCCAGAGGGCUAUGACACAGUCACUCUCUAUCCCAAAGCUUAAAUCUUAGGUCAGCGGAGCAUGCCCUCACCUCCGUGCACCUGCCCCAGUUAGUGGCUUGAGCAGAAGUCUAGCCACCUGCCGACUCCCAAUCUAGAACCUAGCUUUUGGAUGUUUCUCUUGCUGUAUUCUCAGGAGACGGAAUAGGAGGCAGAUGCCUUUUGUAACAGAAACACACAUUCAACUCUUUUUAUCUUUGGAGCUAGCGAUAAUUUAAUGACAUUUAAAGCAAAAAUGUUUUGUGUCAUACUCCACAGUUUACAUUUAUAUUAUGACCACCAAACAUGUAAACAUCAAGAUAUUUGGGGGAGUCUAAUUGUCUUUCCUUAACAAGUUGACUUUGCAAUUGCAGUAAAUGCCAAAUGGCAGUCUUGUAUUCUAACACAACCUGCAGGUGUCUGUUAUCUGUUUUAACUAUUAUAGUGCAUGUCAGGGAGAGAUUCCUUAGAUCUCUCUAGUUUCAUCUUCAAACAGUUAUCCCACUGGAUGCAACAUACAUAAUAAAUACAUAAAAUAUUUUUAAAAUACCUAAUGAAGUGGCACUCAAUGAAUUCAGAUGAAAUCAACAUUCCAGUGAGAAGCUCCACUCAUAUUUUGUCUUGUACACUAACAACUCAGGUAUCUUAAGAAAAAUGUGGCUUCUUUAGCUUUUAGAACUAAUUUACUCUUUCUUAUGAGCCCACAAUUUCUGCUGAUAGGAGGGGAAAUUUUAAAUUUGCAAAAGGUGAUGUAGUCUCUUUAAGAUUAAAAGUUUCUUUUGCUUUGAAA